This is a messenger RNA of Ceratotherium simum simum (southern white rhinoceros), 855 nucleotides long. RefSeq names its product caudal type homeobox 4 (gene CDX4). Gene Ontology annotation, molecular function: RNA polymerase II transcription regulatory region sequence-specific DNA binding; DNA-binding transcription factor activity, RNA polymerase II-specific. The record is from RefSeq and is a predicted model, not a curated record. Lineage: Eukaryota; Metazoa; Chordata; Mammalia; Perissodactyla; Rhinocerotidae. Gene Ontology annotation, cellular component: nucleus. Gene Ontology annotation, biological process: animal organ morphogenesis; embryo development; anterior/posterior axis specification.
AUGUACAGAAGCUGCCUUUUGGAAAAAGAAGCGGGCAUGUACCCGGGCACUCUCAGGAGCCCUGCGGGGGGCGGCACCGCUGGGGCUGUCGGCACCGGGGGCGGUGGGAGUCCGCUGCCAGCCUCCAACUUUGCAGCGGCCCCAGCUUACGCACACUAUAUGGGGUAUCCCCAUAUACCCAGCAUGGAUCCUCACGGGCCGCCGCUGGGAAACUGGGGCCCACCCUAUAGUCCCCCUCGGGAAGACUGGAGCGCUUAUCCAGGGCCAUCAAAUACAAUGGGCGCGGUGCCCAUGAACGACAUGACCUCGAGCCCCGCAGCUUUUGGAUCGCCGGAAUACAGCAACCUGGGACCCGCGGGCGGUGGAAGCAGCAGUGGCAGCCUGACAGCCCCAGCCGGCGGGUCACUGUUCCCCAUCGACGCCAGCACCGUCAAUGUCAGUUCUCCCAGCAGAAGUCGUCACAGCCCCUAUGCGUGGAUGCGCAAGACUGUGCAGGUGACUGGGAAAACAAGGACAAAAGAAAAGUAUCGUGUUGUUUACACAGAUCAUCAAAGGUUGGAGCUGGAGAAGGAAUUCCACUGUAAUAGAUACAUCACCAUUCGGAGAAAAUCAGAGCUGGCAGUCAACCUGGGCCUUUCUGAGAGACAGGUGAAAAUCUGGUUUCAGAAUCGCAGAGCCAAGGAGAGAAAGAUGAUCAAAAAGAAAAUCUCACAGUUUGAGAACAGUGGAGGCUCAGUACAAAGUGACUCUGGCUCCAUCAGCCCUGGGGAACUACCUAACACUUUUUUCACCACCCCAUCUGCCGUCCGUGGAUUUCAGCCUAUUGAGAUACAACAGGUCAUAGUCUCGGAAUGA